This is a messenger RNA of Trematomus bernacchii (emerald rockcod), 1074 nucleotides long. Its product is annotated as CD209 antigen-like protein E. The transcript is spliced from 7 exons. The coding region runs from base 120 to 869 and encodes 249 amino acids. Lineage: Eukaryota; Metazoa; Chordata; Actinopteri; Perciformes; Nototheniidae. The record is from RefSeq and is a predicted model, not a curated record.
AGGAAAUCUAUGUCAAUGUUGAAGGUGUCAAACCCCUAAGCUCAAGAUCAUCUGCAAAACAAGAAGGGUAAUUGCUGCAGAGCUGACCUUCUAGGAAAGAGUUUGCAUUCUCAUGAGCAAUGGAGGAAGUCUAUGACAAUGCUGUUGAUGUCAAAACCCUAAACUCAAGAUCAUCUGCAAAACAAGAAGGUCCCAGGAGACUUCUCAGAGUGUCUGUUCUCGGUCUGGGGCUGCUGAGUGUUUUCCUGCUGGCUGGACUCAUCGGCCUCGCUGUCCACUACCAUUACUCAGUAGGUGGUGCAGCUGCAGAUUUCUCCGCUGUCAAAGCAAACCUGACCUCAGUGACUGAAGAGAGAAACAACCUCACUGAGCGUCUCCAGGCCAGAGAUCAGCUGAUCAACCAGCUGAAUGUCAGCCUCACCAAAAAGACCAGAGAGGUGGACAGGCUUCAGUGUUUGAUGGACAAGGCAAAAACGUGUCCUGAAGGAUGGAGGAUGGUCGGUUGUGUCUGUUAUCUCCUCUCUACUGAGAAAGCUUCUUGGGAACAAAGCAGACAAGACUGCACAGCCAGAGGAGCAGAUCUGGUGAUCGUAGACAGUUAUGAAGAACAGGAAUUCAUCACCAGCAUGAUCAAGGAACAAACUUGGAUUGGUUUGAAUGACAUAAACCAAGAAGGGACCUGGAAAUGGGUCGAUGGAACUCCACUGAAUCUGAAGUACUGGGGAUCGACCCCUGAUAAUGGUAGUGGAGAUCCAGUGUGGGGUGAAGAGGACUGUGCAAGUCUUGUAGAUGGAAGGGAAACCAGAACAAACUGGAAUGAUCUGCGGUGUGCUACCCGUCUGCAAUGGAUCUGUGAAAAAAUGGCUUAACUUGUGGCUGUGAGGCAGUGGGUUUGUCUUCAAAUAGGAAGGCUGUGGGUUCAACCCCAGCUCCUGCCAUCAACAUGUCAAUGUAUCCCACUUAACCCCAAAUUGUUCUCUUGGCCAAUGUUUGAAUGUUAUGUGCUGUUUACACGAUAACGCAAACGGUUGUAUCCGCAACUUUUGUCUUUCGUUUAGCCCGUUCGUUCACAAG